CUCACAGAUGCCGCCUCUGGUUUAUCCCAAAGGUGGAGCUUUUACUCCCGAAUCACGUGAAACACUACACUACACUGAGAGCCCACGCUGGGAGCCGGAGGACAUGCUUAUUCCUCUUUUAAAACAUAGGAUGAAAUGUAUUGUUAGUCCCUGCUAUCCCAUUAUAUUAGUAUACAACCAUGUCCACUGUUAGUUAUUAAUAGCACGCAAAACUUGAUAGUAAAAACAGUAAUAGUAGGUUAUAUAUUUUAGGUUAUAUGGGUUGAAGACCAGGUACAAUCAGUGGUUAAUGGUGGUUAUUAUUAUAAUCCAUUAAUAGGACCACAUUUUGGAUGCCAGGCUGUGGAAACUCACUCUUCCAGCAUUGCUUCUGCUUUGUGUUUUUAUUUAUUUAAUUUAACAGGAAGACCAAUGGACCAGUUCACUUCUGGAAGAGCUUUGCAGAGCCUCUGGACCCACAUAGCCUAGCCUACAUGAUGACUUAUUUACAUUCAUAAAUGAAAAAGAAAGUGGUACCAAAAGUUCCAGAGACCUCUUAAAGGGGCAAUGGCACACUUUUCAGACAUUUCCUGUGUUUGUUUAUUUGUGAAGAUUAAAAAAAAAAAACAGUGAGAAAAUCACAUUUUUUCCUGCCACAGGGGUGUGAAAUCAGCUGCUGCUGCAUGGAGAAAUAGUAGUGUGCAAAGUGUGCAAAGUGUACUCACUUUGUGCAGCUGUACAAGGACAAUUUAAUUUCAUACACACAUUCAAAAACAGUUGAGGAGAUUAAUAUCCCAAUUGCAUUCAGGAUUUUUAAACAAAACUAAGUACAUAACAGUCAGUGUCUCUUUAGUCACAUUCUGCAACAACAAAAAAAGCACAAACUGAGCUGCACUAGAGCACAGGAAUAACACUGGUGAGAUGAUAAAAUGAGUGGCAUUCCCCUUAAAGUGAUCCUACAGUAUAGAGAGUAAUUCAGGUCAUAAGUAGGACUCUGAGCUUUAACUCGUGGCUCUUCAGGGAUUUCCAGUUUCUCUGUCAAUCUGACAGUAGAUCAUAGUCCACUUUCUGUCAGAAGAAGCUCCUUGGGAGGGCCUGUCGUGAGAAGAAUACGCCUCCAUCUCAGUGGGACUAGGCUAUAUGAUGAAGGCUCCUUGACGGAUAAACAAAAUGGGAUCCUGGGAAACAACUGGCUGGCUAUACGCUCCCUGCCCGGGCAGAAAUCUGGCAUCCGCACCAACGAGGUCCUUUUCAUCAACCUUGCUGUCUCCAACCUCAUCACCAACUACCUGGUGGACCUGCCUGACACCAUGGCAGAUUUCGCUGGACGCUGGUUCCUGGGGGAAACCUUCUGUGGCGUGUUUCGUUUCUGUGCUGACCUAUCUGAAACCAGCAGCAUCUAUACAACCUUCUUCAUCAGUGCUUUCUGGCACCAGAAGCUUGUUGGCUCCCUGAAACGAGGAGGUGCACCGGUGCGGCUGGAUAGCCUGCGCUUGGUGGGUUGUCUGCUGGCUGGGAGCUGGAUGGUGGCUGUGGUUUUCAGUAUCCCACACUUCUUCUUUGUCACAGUGGAAGGGGGAAAUGAGAGCUACGAUGACUGUGUAGAAGUCUUCCCUAACGCAGUCGCCAGGCAAACCUAUGAGAUCUUUUAUUUAACCCUGGCUAACGCUCUCCCUGUUGCUGGAAUUGUAUUUGCCAGUGUUCAGAUUGUCAUCACUCUGCUCCAAAACCAGCAACGCAUACAGAGUCAUAAUACUGACGCUACCAAGGAGAUGGUUAAGGAUGAAAACAAGAGCACUGAAAACAGAAAUGAGAAGUCAGUCAGUGCUGUUAAUGGUCCAGACCCCUCAAAAGAUCAGAAAGAUUCUGCAUCCCCAACCCCUGUUUAUAUAGGUGUGCCUGCGUCUUCCUGUCCAAACGGAGAGCUGCUGGGUCACAGCUCCAACAGCUCUCCCCUCAACAGUGAAACGAACACAGACAGCAGAGUUGGAGCUCCACCAAAUGUUUCAAGGCCCAGCCAGAUGCCAGCUAAGCCGAGUCCAGGCUCAAGCUCUCAGGUGAGGGCAGCCAAGAGCGUGGUGGCUGUAGCCAGCGUGUUCCUGGUUUGCUGGCUGACUCAUCUGCUUCUGCGCAUCACUAACAACAUCCACACCUCGUCGAUAGUGGUGGAGGUGGCCAGUUAUAUCGCAGCCUCCUACACCAGCAUCAUCCCCUACAUAUUCCUGUACGGAGUGAAAAAGCUUUCUUGCCCGUGCAAAAGAUAGAAAAGUGUGCGUGACAUUUAGCUUCUAAUCUUGGAUGUAAUGCGUGGUUAUGUAUAUCUGAUCUUCACUGUACUGCUUCUCUAAUCUAAUUCUCAAGAUAUCCUAAAACCUCUAUUGAUCUAUUGUCACUCAUCCACUCAGAAAUGUCCUCCUACGUCAUUUUUUUUUUACUCACAUUAUCUGUUAACCUGUUAUUAAAAAUCUGUCACGAUUGGCCCUUUGAAAAAUAAAAGUAUCCAUCAGUUGUACAAGAAUCUGUAGAAGAGGGAAUGAAAACGUGUGGCUUAAGUGCAAAGCUCUCUGUCUGUUAUGAGCUAAUCUGCUAUCAAUAUGGUUUUAAAUAAUCUCUAGGAUGCGCUGAGAUGUAUUUAAAAAACACAUACAUACAUUUCCUCACUGUGAGGAUUUGCUGCAGGUUUUUUUUUUCUUUGCUAUUUUAAACCAGACAUGGAAUUUAUUUCCAUACAUAUAUUUAUUGAGGAAAUAAGCUUCAGGUUAAUAUAUAUUGAACAUCAUUAUUAGUUGCAGCCCUAAACGUUUUAUCACCUUACAUAUCACCCCUGUUGCUUCUGGUGUGUUUUCUCAAAAGAUGCAAGUUUUUAACUUUACUCUGACAUAAAUGUAAGAACAAAAAUGGGGAAAAGCAGUAUUUUAACUCAUUUUAAACAAAUAAUUAACAUUUAAACCUUAUCCCCUUUGCAUCAUUUAUGUCUGCCAGAGUACAACAUACAUAUGAUAUACUAUAAAUGUGUUAUUUUUGCUUUUUACCUUAUUUCAUACUUUGGCACUUGUUCAGUCUUUCACGUCUCAACUACGAAUGACGGUGUAACUUUAUUUUGACCAAACACAUGAAUCACACUGCAGCACAAAUGUAUUCUAGCUACAUGUUGUGCACAAAGAUGCUUAAACUCACACUAAACAUUUUAAGUGACUCGCUUCAUGGAUUUUUAAUGCAUUUCUUGUUAAAACAGCAUG
Dicentrarchus labrax (European seabass) is the source of this 3218-nucleotide messenger RNA. Its product is annotated as rhodopsin. Gene Ontology annotation, biological process: G protein-coupled receptor signaling pathway. Gene Ontology annotation, molecular function: peptide binding; G protein-coupled receptor activity. Lineage: Eukaryota; Metazoa; Chordata; Actinopteri; Moronidae. The transcript is spliced from 2 exons. Gene Ontology annotation, cellular component: membrane. The record is from RefSeq and is a predicted model, not a curated record. Bases 1290 to 2243 code for a protein of 317 amino acids.